Molecule: messenger RNA, 2020 nt
Organism: Physcomitrium patens
Lineage: Eukaryota; Viridiplantae; Streptophyta; Bryopsida; Funariales; Funariaceae
Product: 2-oxoglutarate-dependent dioxygenase frbJ
Source: RefSeq, a predicted model, not a curated record
GGCUCUCAUUCUUCAACAAGGCCAGCCACAUCAUCCUUUGAACAUCCUGGAAAUGCCUCAGAUUGAUUGCUCACUUGGGUCACAAUUGCAGUUUGGGGUCGAGGAAUUGUCACAAUGCUGCCGUAAUGUAGACAAUAGCGUGCACCUGUAGUGACCACCAUCUCGCUGCAUCUGAAAACGAGUUUAUUAGGCACAUUUCAAAGCGAGUUGUGUUUGCUUUUGUUUCUCUCGGCCAUCAUGCUGCGUUUUUGUCGAGGAUCUGACCUCAUAUGUCCUCUGUCUCUCGCCCAAUCUGACUUCCUUCCCUCGAAUGGAGUUGGGUUUCGGGGUGAAUCCAUGAGUGUAACCCUGAAUCGAAGCAAGUGGUCUCUGAUGCGUCCAAAUUUACGAGAUAUGAGUGGAGCGUCCAGAAUAGUGCGUGGAGGUGCUCGCAUUCCAGUCAUGGUCAAUAGUUUGAUGCGAACCGAAGGAGUAGCGUGCGAGCUGGGGGGUGACAUUACUACUGGAAUUGGGUCGUCCGAGACGACUGAGAUAGCUGUGUUGGACAUGGGGGCAUACUUUGGGGAAGAUACUGGCGCCCGCGAGGAAUUUGUCGAAAAUCUUGGGGAUCAAUGUCACAGGGUAGGAUUGUUUUAUGUGAAGAAUCACGGCAUCCCGCAGGAGCUUUGUGACAGUAUGUUAGCUGUAGCGCGCCAGUUCUUUGAUUUGCCUAUCAGUGUCAAGAAUGAGAUAGACUAUACAGCUUCUUCACAGUUUCGAGGUUACAUGAAGAUUGGUGUGGAGAACACUGCGGGGCUUGUUGAUUUUCGGGAGCAGAUUGAGUUUGGCCCUGAGGAGAAUGCAGAAACCAAUAUGGGUGAAAAUAUAGACUCUAUCUUCAUGCGCCUUCGCGGACCGAACCAAUGGCCACCAGCUGCAUGUAUUCCGGAGUUUCGGUCCAUUGCUAUGGAGUUUAUGGAGCAGAUGAAUGUCUUUUCCAUGCAUCUCAUGCAGGCGUUGGCGUUAUCAUUGGGUUUAGAUCAGGACUUCUUUGAUUCAACUUUUCUUCCCCAUCCACAUUAUCAAAUGAAGGUAGCACGAUAUCCUCCGAGGUCAACAGAGGAUGGUGAUGCGGAAGUUGGCACGUUUGGUGUUGGCCCACAUUCUGAUACUGGAUUUUUGAGCCUACUCCUGCAAGACGGUGUUGGAGGUCUUCAGGCACAAACUGUGGAUGGCCUUUGGGUCGACGUACCACCCAUUGAAGGCACGUUGGUGGUGAAUCUGGGAGAGAUGCUACAACUGGCAACGCACGGGUACUAUUUAGCCACUGUUCACCGUGUGUUGAGCCUGCCGGGGACCAGGUCACGGUACUCAAUUCCUUUUUUCUUUAAUCCUCGUCUGGAUGCCGAGGCAAAGUCCAUCGACAUAAAGUCCAUAACAUCAAAAGAAUGGCGAGACACCACUACCAAAGGCGGGGAAUCUACUCAUGGUGGGAGAAACAAACUACACCCUGUGUUUGGGAUUAAUACUUUUAAAAGCUUUGUAAGAAGUCAUCCCCAGGUUGCUAUGAGGCACCACCCUGACCUCAUAGACGCACAGGGUAAUCUCGUCUUGGAUAGACUCCUUGGGUAGUGAGUUUUGUUUUAGAGUAUGAAAGAGUCUUUUCAGAAUUCAUGGAAUUUCAACUGACUUUGUCUCAUUCUAGCUCUCGACGGUUGGGUGGUUUGAUUAAAUUUUGCGGACCCAUACUGGCGGGUCUGCGGUAAUGGUUUGUGUGAGCCGGGAUUGUGCUUCUAGUUCAAUUUGUCAAAGGUAUGGUGGGAAUAGAUAAAUAAGACCCAUUAACCCUUUAAAGCGGUAGCUUGUUUAUAUAUAGCUUCUGCAAAGUGAGACCAGCAGUUUCUCAAAAAUAUUCCUAAUGUAGCUACUAGCACGUUGUGAGAUCGACAAACUUUCAGUGAUCAUGAGAACCAAUUGAAAAACAAUGAAUAUAUUGUCAAUGAGAAUUUUCAACAGGAUUACGCUUCACCUGAUCCAUCAA